This is a messenger RNA of Mycena indigotica, 1200 nucleotides long. Its product is annotated as Phospho-2-dehydro-3-deoxyheptonate aldolase. The transcript is spliced from 10 exons. Gene Ontology annotation, molecular function: 3-deoxy-7-phosphoheptulonate synthase activity. The record is from RefSeq and is a predicted model, not a curated record. The coding region runs from base 40 to 1200 and encodes 386 amino acids. Lineage: Eukaryota; Fungi; Basidiomycota; Agaricomycetes; Agaricales; Mycenaceae. Gene Ontology annotation, biological process: aromatic amino acid biosynthetic process. Gene Ontology annotation, cellular component: cytoplasm.
UACCUUUCACACACCACGAUUAUUUUCUCUGUAACAGCUAUGAGCAUAGAUCCUCGAAAGGUGUUUCGCUUUGCGCUUCCGGAGGACCCAAUGCACGAUUCUGAACUUGAAAAUGCAUACAACCAACAAUAUAUCCGCGAUCGACGCGUCAUUGGUUAUGAUCCACUGGUGCAACCUGCCCUACUCCGCCAUGAGAUCGUCUCUUCUCUCAAGGCUCAAAAGACCAUUGCUUCGGCUCGUUACUCUGCAGCCCGAAUCCUCGCUGGCCACGAUGACCGCGUUUUGGUCAUUGUAGGACCAUGCUCGAUUCAUGAUCCUCAGCAAGCAAUGGAAUACGCAACUCUGCUCAAGUCAAAAACCUUCGAUUGGCCGAACUUGCUGGUUAUCAUGCGGGCAUACUUGUGCAAACCGCGCACCACAGUUGGCUGGAAGGGGCUUAUCAAUGAUCCAGAUAUCAAUGGUUCUUUCCAGAUUAACAAAGGCCUUCGCAUUGCCCGACAGUUAUUAUGUGACAUUGCAGAUUUGGGCCUGCCUGUUGGCUCUGAGUUGCUGGAUACUAUUUCACCCCAAUAUCUGGCAGAUUUGCUAUCGUGGGGCGCCAUCGGAGCAAGGACAACAGAAUCUCAGCUCCAUCGCGAACUUGCCUCCGGCGUUUCAUUUCCUAUUGGAUUCAAAAAUGGUACAGAUGGAAGCGUUUCUGUUGCUAUAGACGCGAUGCACUCUUCCGGGUCGCCUCACGCUUUCAUGGGCGUCACUGAACAAGGGCUGGCAGCGAUCGUCAAGACUCGGGGAAAUACUGAUACACAUAUCAUUCUUCGUGGCGGAACGCAAGGCCCAAACUAUAGUAGUCAACAUGUCAAACAGGCCAUCGAAGCAAUUACCGACAAGAAGGAAUGGGCCAGUAUCAUGAUUGACUGCAGCCACGGUAACUCCAGAAAAAACCACCACAACCAAGCAUUAGUGCUCACCGACGUUUGUGAUCAGCUUGCGGCUGGUUCACGAAACAUCACAGGGGUCAUGGUUGAGUCCAAUAUAAAUGACGGGCGACAGAAUGUCCCCAUUGAAGGUCCAGAAUUCCUUCAACAUGGUGUGAGCAUCACCGAUGCUUGUGUGAAUUGGACGACGACGGUGGGUAUGAUGGAUGCGCUUAACAAGGCUGUGGAACAAAGACGUCAAACGAACACAGGGGUGCAUGUAUAA